UCUAGUGAACACAAGAUAAACCUCAAAACAAAGUAAAAAGUUUAUUAAGAAAGUAAUGAAGACAUUAAUUGUGAAAUGUUCCCUUCUAUUGGCUCUUGUAUGUAGCUGCAAAGCAGCAGAUUCAAUAUGGCAACUCUGCAACACAAACUCAAACAUCUCAGCAAGCAGCCAAGUCUCCAAGAACAUCGAUUCUCUUCUCGCGACGCUUGUCUCAAAGACUCCUUCACAAGGUUUCGUGACCACAACUUCUCCAAGUUACAACAAAAAAGAGAAAGUGUAUGGACUUGCUCAAUGUAGAGGAGAUAUCAGCAAGACCGAUUGCUCCACGUGUAUCCAAGACGCGGCCAAGAAAAUCCGUGAAGUAUGUCCGAACCAAUCUGACUCAAGGAUCUUGUACGAUUUCUGCUUCUUACGUUAUAGCCAAGAGAAUUUCAUAGGGAAGCUUGACACGGGGGCUGGUCUUAUAUACUUCAACAUCGCUAACGUAACCGAAACUGACCCCAAAACGUUUGACAAUGAGCUUGGGGCACUCUUUGACAAAAUUAGGUCUGAGGCGGUUUUGCCUAAGAGUAAAGGUUUAGGUAAAGGUAAGACAAAACUGACACCUUUUGUGACACUAAACGGUUUGGUUCAAUGCACAAGGGACUUAGGCGCUUUGGAUUGCGCUCAAUGCUUUGCAACUGCGGUCGGGAGCUUCAUGACAACUUGCCACAACAAGAAGGGAUGUCGUGUUUUGUAUAGUAGUUGCUAUGUCCGGUACGAGUUUUAUCCGUUUUAUUUCCCUCUUGAUCCGGCUAAAACUGGUCCUAGUGUUGGUAGAAUUUCUUCCGUUCGUCUCUCUCCGUAAUCACAAAGUCUAAUAAAAGAGUAAGUUUGACUCUAAAGAGUAUAUGUAUAUGUGUGCAAAAUAAGGCUCUCUCCUUUUGUUUCUUCUUUAAGAUGUAAGCAAUUAAGUUGCCAAGUUAUUUGUGUUCUAGAUUCCAACAUGCAUAUAUAGUUGCAUACAUAUCAUCGGAUCCUGUAUAUUUUAUUUAUCCUAAAGAAACUAAUAUGUCAUCCAUUUCAAUAUAAAUAUAUAUCGUUUUUGAA
Molecule: messenger RNA, 1089 nt
Organism: Arabidopsis lyrata subsp. lyrata
Lineage: Eukaryota; Viridiplantae; Streptophyta; Magnoliopsida; Brassicales; Brassicaceae
Product: cysteine-rich repeat secretory protein 55
Exons: 1
Coding region: 56-847 (263 amino acids)
Source: RefSeq, a predicted model, not a curated record